Rhagoletis pomonella (apple maggot) is the source of this 895-nucleotide messenger RNA. RefSeq names its product probable dolichol-phosphate mannosyltransferase (gene Dpm1). The coding region runs from base 101 to 826 and encodes 241 amino acids. Lineage: Eukaryota; Metazoa; Arthropoda; Insecta; Diptera; Tephritidae. Gene Ontology annotation, biological process: protein O-linked glycosylation via mannose; GPI anchor biosynthetic process. Gene Ontology annotation, cellular component: endoplasmic reticulum membrane. The record is from RefSeq and is a predicted model, not a curated record. Gene Ontology annotation, molecular function: dolichyl-phosphate beta-D-mannosyltransferase activity. The transcript has 3 exons.
GCACUGGCAACACUUCUAAUUUUAUUUUGAUAACACGUCAGCUGGUGUGCAAAAGUGGCAAAAGGUUUAAAUUAAAUUAAAUACAAAAUUGUGCGGCAAAAUGCCUACAAGUGUGCAUAAAUAUAGCAUUUUGCUGCCCACAUACAAUGAGAAAGAAAACUUACCGAUUAUAGUAUGGCUUAUUGUUAAAUACCUUAGUGAAAGUGGCUACAAAUAUGAGGUAAUUGUAAUAGACGACGGCAGUCCUGACGGAACCUUGGAUGUUGCUAAAGAUCUACAGAAAAUCUAUGGUGAAGAGACAAUAGUGCUCCGGCCGCGUGCAUCGAAAUUGGGUCUUGGUACAGCGUACAUACACGGCAUCAAGCAUGCGACUGGAGAUUUUAUUAUUAUAAUGGAUGCUGAUUUGAGUCAUCAUCCCAAAUUUAUACCCAAGUUCAUUGAGCUUCAGACAAAAGAAGAUUACGAUAUAGUCUCAGGUACACGAUAUAGCGGCGAUGGUGGUGUAUUUGGUUGGGACUUUAAGCGCAAGCUCAUUUCUCGUGGUGCGAAUUUCCUGUCGCAAAUUUUGUUACGCCCAAAUGCUUCUGAUCUGACGGGUUCAUUCCGAUUAUACAAAAAGCAUGUUCUCGAGAAAUGUAUUGCCAGUUGUGUGUCGAAAGGAUAUGUCUUCCAAAUGGAAAUGUUGGUACGUGCACGCCAGCAUGGCUUCAGCAUUGGUGAGGUGCCCAUAACUUUUGUGGACCGUGUGUAUGGCACUUCCAAGCUGGGUGGAACGGAAAUUAUACAGUUUGCGAAAAAUCUAUUAUACUUAUUUGCUACAACUUAGUUAAUUAAUUAGGCGAUAUAUUUAAAAAAUAAAGUAAUAACUAAGAGGAAAACUUUCAAAUUGCAUUUA